AUGGUCAGAAGGCUAACGACAACGGCCGUCGAUCUGACCACCAUCUCGCGAAUAAAACAGCUGCAACGACUUGCCUACCCAGUUAACUCUCCUGCCUGCUGCUUUUUUGGAGACCCACCCGGCGGACUACGUGUUAUAAGGAGGAAGGACUGUGCCACGAAGGGAAUAGGGAUCAGUGAGGGAAUUGUUGACGACAAGCUUGAUGGAUGUACCUUGAAUGUGGCAACAGGAGGUGCGAGGUCAGGCUACUGGCAUUUGACAGGCUUUGGUGCUGGUGUUUGCGAUGGUGAUGGUGCAGACGUCGGUCGGCAAUUCUUCGUAGAGAGGGAGAUACCACCGAUGACUUUCGCGUUGGCAGCAGAGAACGCGGCAGACAAUUUCGACGGCACUCGGGUGCUGGCUCCUUUCUACCGCCUGUCUAGACCCGUGCCACAUUCCACUCCACGUGUUGCCUGCAUUGUCUUCGACUUGCAGGGUGGUCCAGGCAUCGUUGUUCCUUCUCUGGGGCACCGGCGUCUCCUGCGCAAAAUCGUCUUACAACCCUUCACCCAGCGAAGUGCCUUCCCUCCUCAGCCGAGUCCUCCUCCAUUGCAAACGCCAACGAAUUUCGGAAUCAGGUUCUGCACUGAUGCAUGUGAAAGCGAUUUAAAUCUGGCUCUUCAGUGUUGCACCAAAGAAGUUGUGAAAUGUGAAGACGAACGCAGUCUCCCUGUCUACUCAACCUAA
This is a messenger RNA of Mesocestoides corti, 726 nucleotides long. Lineage: Eukaryota; Metazoa; Platyhelminthes; Cestoda; Cyclophyllidea; Mesocestoididae. The record is from the annotation of a GenBank genome assembly.